Messenger RNA from Malassezia pachydermatis, 234 nucleotides. RefSeq lists its product as hypothetical. The coding region runs from base 1 to 234 and encodes 77 amino acids. The record is from RefSeq and is a predicted model, not a curated record. The transcript has a single exon. Lineage: Eukaryota; Fungi; Basidiomycota; Malasseziomycetes; Malasseziales; Malasseziaceae.
AUGGUGGGCGAUGGGCAACCGAGACGUAUUGCCAUUAUAGGCACGGGUCUAGCUGGUCUAGCCACGGCCCACUUUCUUCAGAAGGCCAACGAGUCAUCUUCCAUGACUGUGGAAGUAUACCUAUUUGAAAGGAAUGGAUCACUAGGAAUGGAUUCGGAGAGUGUCACGGUAGACGUCAACGGUGAAUCGCGACGGGUCGAUGUCCCUAUGCGCGCAUUUUCGAAGGGUAUGUAA